Kwoniella botswanensis is the source of this 1128-nucleotide messenger RNA. RefSeq lists its product as uncharacterized. Bases 1 to 1128 code for a protein of 375 amino acids. The record is from RefSeq and is a predicted model, not a curated record. The transcript has a single exon. Lineage: Eukaryota; Fungi; Basidiomycota; Tremellomycetes; Tremellales; Cryptococcaceae.
AUGGAUCACCAGGUCGAAGAUCCAAGACCAAUCACUUCACAAGUUCAAGACAAAGACUAUACUCUCGUUUUCGCCUCAGAAGGACAGGAACAUGAACAAGAAAGAUUAUCGGAUAUUCAACUGAAAAGUUUGAUUCGAAAUGCCAAAAAGAUUGACCAUCUGAUCACAAUUACCACCGGAUCAAUUCAAGCCGAAAUCACAGAAGAGCGAUUGAAAAUGAUGGAUCGAGAUGAAAUUACCAAUAGAGUCCUUGAUGAUUCAUACAAAUUGUAUAAGGUCAAGAAUGAUCUAUUGUCUAAUCCUAAUCUGAACGAUGGGGAAUUAAGGCAAUUCGUUGAAGAGGUUGUAAGCGAUAGUAUUAAACAAUCCUUCGAUUUGGAUAAUGAGAUAACCCUCGAUACCAUAUUGGAUGGAUGUCCCUUCGAAAGUACUUCUAAGAUCCAAGAAGACGGUGUACAUUUAGUUCUCUCUAGUUCCAUACAGUCCAACGACCCUACCAAGAUGUAUGAGAAGGUCAUUAGUCUACCUAAGUUCCAAACGUCCCAAGUAAGACAAUACUUUUCAGAUGCCGAGAGGUAUUUUGGAAGUGAGACAGCCAACAGAUUGACUGAAAGUGUAAUUUCUCAAGCUCAAUCAAAUUUACCUUGCGAUAUCCCUUCCGACGAAGGUGAAAAAUGGCAUAAAGAUACGAGAAAAGUUGUGAGGAAUUAUAUCACUGAUGUAAUGGUUGGGGAGAGGGCAAAGAGGGAUUUACAAGGUAGAGUAGGUCAAAGUACACAACGAUCCGUCUCUAUUGAAGUCACUCCCAUCAAUCCCGCCACUCCAGAAAGCCAGUUCGGGAGCAAUAGUAAGGUAGGAUCAUCAACGUUCUCAUUGGCGUGGAAAUCCUUAGAUGGAUAUUUUGAGAAACUGCCAUCGCCUAUUCAUCUCACCAUUGAUUCGCACCCGCACCCGGAAGAUCAAGAGUCACACAUAGUCGAAGAGAACAAGCCUGCUGGGCGAAGACAUGAGACCUAUAAGUUGUUGAAGGGAAGAGCCGUAAGGUUCAUGGAAAUUGAGGAGAGGGAUUCUGGGAGUGAUACGGAAUGGGGUGAGAGAGGUGAAAGGGACUUAAAGGUGUCUGCUUAA